AUGCGGCUCUUAAAUACGAAUACUUUAGAGGUGGUAGAGUUUACUCAGAAGAGACCGCGAUACGCCAUCCUUUCCCAUCUGUGGGAAAAUGAGGAGGUAUUAUUCCAAGACAUCAAAGACGGCCAUGCCUCGUUGCGGCAGGCAAUUAAGGACGGAUACGAAUGGGUGUGGAUUGAUACGUGCUGUAUAGAUAAAUGUAGUAGCGCCGAGUUAUCAGAGGCUAUCAAUUCAAUGUAUAGAUGGUACGCUGACAGCUGUAUCUGUUAUGCGUAUCUCUCGGACCCAAGCUCGGGAGAUCCUAAUAAAUUCUCUUGUCCACGAACCAGGGGUUACUUCAAGGAUAGCAGAUGGUUCACUCGUGGCUGGACGCUACAAGAAUUAGUGGCGCCACGACGCAUCAAAUUUUAUAGCGAGGACUGGACCGAGCUGGGAACAAAAUCAAAUCUCAGAGAAAUAAUCACCGAAGUUACAGGUAUCAAUGAAGACGUACUUCUGGGAUGUACUUCCUUGUCUGAUAUUACGGUGGCCCUCAAAAUGUCUUGGGCCGCGAAUAGGUCCACAACAAGAGUGGAAGACAUGGCAUAUUGCCUGAUGGGAAUUUUUGAUAUCAACAUGCCUUUACUGUACGGAGAAGGCACAAAGUCAUUCAAAAGGCUACAAGAAAAAAUCAUACAUCAAUAUGAAGACUACACGAUCCUCCUCUGUAACGCUCCGCAACCAAAUAGAACUCCCUGUAGAUGCCAGUUCGAUAUUCGAGGAUAG
Daldinia caldariorum is the source of this 762-nucleotide messenger RNA. Its product is annotated as HET-domain-containing protein. NCBI's taxonomy places the organism in Eukaryota, Fungi, Ascomycota, Sordariomycetes, Xylariales, Hypoxylaceae. The record is from RefSeq and is a predicted model, not a curated record. The transcript is spliced from 5 exons. The coding region runs from base 1 to 762 and encodes 253 amino acids.